Capra hircus (goat) is the source of this 1196-nucleotide messenger RNA. It is a transcript of the gene TENT5D, whose product is annotated as family with sequence similarity 46 member D. The transcript has a single exon. Gene Ontology annotation, biological process: mRNA stabilization. The record is from RefSeq and is a predicted model, not a curated record. Lineage: Eukaryota; Metazoa; Chordata; Mammalia; Artiodactyla; Bovidae. Gene Ontology annotation, molecular function: poly(A) RNA polymerase activity; RNA binding. The coding region runs from base 24 to 1196 and encodes 390 amino acids.
CUAGUUGAUCUGCUGACCUCAUAAUGUCUGAAAUCAGAUUCAGCAAUCUCACUUGGGAUCAAGUUAUAACACUGGAUAAAGUGUUAGAUGAAGUAAUUCCAGUUCAUGGAAGGGGAAAUUUCCCCACAAUGGAAGUAAAACCAAAAGAUAUUAUUCAUGUUGUGAAAGAUCAACUGAUAGAGCAAGGAAUUAUUGUUAAAGAUACUCGAUUGAAUGGUUCCACAGCAAGUUACAUACUUGCAAGCCACAAUGGAAUCAACUAUAAGGAUCUGGAUGUCAUUUUUGGUGUUGAACUACCAAGUGAUCAAGAAUUUCAGGUUGUUAAGGAUGUAGUUCUAGGUUGUCUAUUCGACUUUUUACCAAAAGGUGUAAAAAAGGAUAAGAUCACCCUGAAUACUAUGAAAGAGGCUUAUGUGCAGAAGAUGGUUAAAGUUUGCAAUAAGCAUGAUCGUUGGAGUCUCAUCUCUCUGUCAAAUAACACUGGGAAGAAUGUCGAGCUAAAAUUUGUUAAUUCACUCAGACGACAAUUUGAAUUUAGUGUAGAUUCCUUUCAAAUUGUCUUGGAUCCAAUGUUAGAUUUCUAUAGUGACAAAAAUGGUAACCUAACCAAUGAAUGCUAUCCUGUUGUGGUAGCUGAAAGCAUGUAUGGAGAUUUCCAAGAAGCAAUGACACAUUUACAGUACAAGCUUAUAUCUACCAGAAAACCUGAAGAAAUUAGAGGUGGUGGCCUUCUGAAAUACAGCAACUUGCUGGUUCGUGACUUUAAACCAGCUUGUGAAGCAGAAAUCAAGACGUUGGAACGUUAUAUGUGUUCUAGAUUCUUCAUUGAUUUUCCUGAUGUAGCAGAACAGCAAAAGAAGAUUGAAUCAUACCUCCGCAACCAUUUCAUAGGUGAAGAAAAGAGCAAGUAUGACUACCUCAUGACCUUGCAUGGAGUUGUGAAUGAGAGCACAGUUUGCCUCAUGGGACAUGAAAGAAGACAGACCCUCAAUAUGAUUGCCCUUAUGGCUUUAAAAGUACUUGGAGAACAGAAUAUCCUACCUAAUACAGACAACGUAACUUGCUUUUAUCAGCCUGCUCCAUACUUUGUUGCUGAAGGAGGGUACCCUACUUAUUAUGUAACAUCUGGACCACCACCUAUAUUCUUUCAGCCAUACCACCCACUGCACUUUCAUGUGCCAAAUGGUAUGAUUUAA